This is a messenger RNA of Erigeron canadensis, 734 nucleotides long. RefSeq names its product cold and drought-regulated protein CORA-like. The coding region runs from base 87 to 530 and encodes 147 amino acids. Lineage: Eukaryota; Viridiplantae; Streptophyta; Magnoliopsida; Asterales; Asteraceae. The transcript is spliced from 2 exons. The record is from RefSeq and is a predicted model, not a curated record.
UUUUCUCAUCCUUCAUUAUCUCCCAUAAUAAUACUACUAAUACAUAUAUAUUUCUCUGUAUACAAAUAACAACCAAUUAACUCAAAAUGGCUUCAAACAAAUUCCUUCUUCUUGCCCUUGUGUUUGCUACUGUGCUCCUCAUCACCUCCGAAAUCGUUGCUUCUAAGGACUUGGCCUCCAACCAUGAAAAUAAUGAGGUAGAAGAUGCCAAAUAUGGCCGUGAUAAUGGUUACUACAAUGGCGGACGUGGAGGGUACAACAAUGGUGGAGGGUACAACAACGGUGGAGGUUACAACAAUGGUGGCGGAUACAACAAUGGUGGCGGUCAUGGAGGGUACAACAAUGGUGGCGGUCGUGGAGGGUACAACAACGGCGGUGGUCGUGGAGGGUACAACAACGGUGGUGGCCGUGGAGGAAAUUAUUGCAGAUACGGAUGCUGUGGUGGUGGACGUUACUACAGCCGUGGAUGCAGGUGCUGCAGCACUUUGGCUGAGGCAACUGCUUAUAAACAAGCUAAUGAUCACAACUGAUCUCUCGAUCGAUGAUCUCUUGGCAUUAUUGUGAUCGAGCUAGCUAUACCGCUUUAUAUAUAUGUACUACUGCCUUUUGUGCUUUGUAUUCUACAGUAUAUGAGUUGUCGUGUACGUACCAUAUGCAUAGCUUCAUUUGACUGAAGCACGCAUGCAUCUUGAUGUUUUUAAUAAUAAUGAAAACUUUCGAUGGUGUUUAAAUAA